AUGAAGUCUUCUCUUCAAACCUCUCGACUCGAUCUAUCUGGCCCUCCUCUUCUGCGGUCGUCAAAGUAUCCUCCGAGUGUAUGGCACGGCCACAACUCGAGCGAAUGCGAUGUCUCCUACCUCGACUACCAUGCGGUCGGCGAGCAACUGGAGCCCUGGAUACGACUCCCACACGGAUCACGUCGUCCGAUUGCGGCAUUACAAGACAUCUUGCUCGAGGAGCGUGUGCAUCGAGCCCUCACCACCUUUUUGGGGGAACACGAUCUGGCGGACAAGGUGCUCGCCAAGGCCGAAGCGCUGUUGGACUACGCCCCACAUCCCCUUUUCUGCUACGCGAAGCCAACGUGCGCCGCAACGAUACACGAGUGGCGCAUCCGCGUGCUCGAACCUCUUCUCGCAUUCCUUCUGGGUCAUUACACAUACAAGACGUUGGGGUCACCUGUGGAUCCAAGUCAUAAUGGCUUGCACUUCAUCCCCCCGGAUGCCUCCCAGCCGGCAGGGAUCACGCUUUUUCUGAGCGAGACAGGUCUAGGCACAACCUCAUGCCUGCCGAUCAUCUUCGAGCCCGACUCUAGCUUCAUGACGUUUGGGCCGCAACCGAAUCUGUUCGCGAGCAAGGACCAAUGCGCAAUGUAUCUGGAGCAAGAGGAUCCUAUUCCGCUCGACCCGAACGGCAAGAGUCUUGGUGCGCAAGCCAUGUUGAACAAGGUCAGACCUCAAGUGUCUAAUCACUUGGAGAUGGAUCCACAAUUUGAAUACAAGCGAUGGCGCUCUUCACUGACCUGACUGUGUCUGGACUUGUUUUGUUCCGUAGCUGGCCGUGGCAAUGGAAUCGGCCAUUCUACAAGACUCGGUGACAGGGACGACUUUGCGCGCACCUCGUUUCGGCAUGAUAAUCGGCUCGCGUAUGAGCGUACUAGCAGAAAUGGGUGAGCUCUAGCACUACAUCACGCAUCAUUCCUCACCGCCAAGCUAUAUGUUCUAAGAGGAUCCUGAACCUCGCCUCCAUACGCUUGCUCUUCCGAAGUCGAGAACCCGCAAAACGCUCAGGAAGUCGGGUAUGUGUUUUCUUCGAUCCUUCUUGAUCCGCGUGACGACGUAGCACAGCGCGAUCUUCCUAUGCCAUUCCGCUUCAAAACUCCAUGCCCCACGCUUCUUGUUCUCGCGGCAUUGGUCGACUACCUCAGCCAUACACCAGUGCCACCACCCGAAACGAUUGCGCGGCUGUUCGGUGCUCCAAAAAUCGACAUUCAGCAACCGAGGAGCGUAUCGAAGCAGGAUCGGAAACGAGCCUAUCGAGUCGGAUCGGGUUGGGCGCCACUCCCGUCGUCGGUUGAAGUAUGGAAUGGCCGGUGUUUCACCGUGCGGGCCAAACUCGACCGCAACAAGCAACCUGUGAGCGUCGACCUGCUCGGGCUUGGCCCCAGUUCGGGCUCGCUUCCCCACUGACUGACACGCGUCCUGUGCACCUGAUUACCAGCAACGGUUCGUUUGCAGGACCCGAGGUCGUUUGGAGCCCUUUCUUGGUGAGGAGUCAAGCGUGACGGAAGCAAUCAAGUUCAAGGUGUUUGAGAAACCAUCCACUGAAGAGCCGAGGCGUACGCACCGACCGAGUCGUCGCCUGAGCGUUCUUCCUCCAUCUUUGGUGGCCUAUCUGGAACGUGGCGGUGCUCAACGCCGUGAACGGAUCAAACAGCCAGCUCGUUUAUCGCCUCUCGGUGUGGAGAAUGCGAGUAACGUGCCCGUGCUCGACUUUCUGAAAUUGGUUGCUCUUGGCGGGACGGGGUGGGUGUAUGGCGGCAAACUGUCGCGAGCUCGAUCGCAAUCUGCGCACAGGUUGGAUGCCCCUCCGAAUCCGACGAAGAAGGAGUUGGUGAACCAACAACUCAACGUCGACCUCGAUGAUGGGCAAACACCAAGCUCGACGAUGCGACUACAGACGACGAAGAGCCGAAUGCCCUGGGAUCAUCCCGUCGUCAUCAAAGCCUUCCGCAAGAACGAUUGGGACUCUAUCAUUGCCGAAUCGCUAUUCUACGAACACGUUUUCCCGCUUUUGUCUCCCGAAGCUCAAGCACUUCUCCCUCGUUAUUAUGGCACGUUCCGUUCGACGGACGGGAAGGCGAUGAUGUUGGUCUUGGGAUACGGCGGUCGUCUUGUCCGGCCCGAAGACCAGACCGCCGAACUCGAAGAAAAAAAGGCGUGAGUGUUGGCCCAUCAUAGAUGGUGUUGUCAUCUCCCUCCGACCGCCAAUCCACCACUAACGAAGACCUGCGACGCAACUCUUCCCUAUUGGUUUUUCGGCAACCCCUCACCCGAUUGGCGCAGGGCGGCCUUCCGGGUCUUUUACGAACAAGGGAUCCAACAUGGUGACGCAGAGUAUCAAAACGUCUUGCUACGGGAUGAUGGCUCGGUUUGUAUCAUUGAUUGGAACCACGCCCAACUCGACUUUGAUCCGCGAUACUUGCGCGAUCCUGUUUUGAGAUCGAAAAGGCGCUGCGGUGAGAGCCCUCAGUGA
This is a messenger RNA of Microbotryum saponariae, 2515 nucleotides long. NCBI's taxonomy places the organism in Eukaryota, Fungi, Basidiomycota, Microbotryomycetes, Microbotryales, Microbotryaceae. The record is from the annotation of a GenBank genome assembly.